Molecule: messenger RNA, 519 nt
Organism: Pichia kudriavzevii
Lineage: Eukaryota; Fungi; Ascomycota; Pichiomycetes; Pichiales; Pichiaceae
Exons: 1
Coding region: 1-519 (172 amino acids)
Biological process (GO): Golgi to endosome transport; protein localization to Golgi apparatus; Golgi to plasma membrane protein transport
Cellular component (GO): trans-Golgi network; Golgi membrane
Source: RefSeq, a predicted model, not a curated record
AUGGCAUUAUUAUCAAAUCUACGCUGGAAAAUAAACACUUUGAUAGAGUCUACAAUUGCUUCGUCUAACCUAUCUGUUAGGUACGCUUCGCAGAUCAUCCUGUUGCAGGUUUUAUAUUACCUCUCGGCAUCGGUGAUUUUCAGAGUGACAUAUGCAGUUCUAGGCUGGAGUUAUAGUGCUGGAGUAUUACUGAACUGGACGGACAUCUCAGUGGAAAAUACGUUUGGUCUCACACUAAUACUGCUAUGGCUAUUCAAUGCCUUAGUUUCCGUUGUGAUUGUCACUUUGAUUAUAGGGCGUUCAAAGCUUGUGUGGGAUUUUGUUAUUACCAUUCACUUUUUACACUUUGUACUUGUCUGGAUUGCCAAUGGGAUACCCAAAAAUAUAUAUUGGUGGUUACUCCAGAUAAUAAGCUCCGUUUUUAUGAUAGUUUUAGGUACAUAUUUGACUAGGAAGAUCGAAUUGAGAGACACCUUCUUUGAGAAUAUGACAGACAUUGAGCUGGCAAAUUCAAAGUGA